This is a messenger RNA of Darwinula stevensoni, 537 nucleotides long. The record is from the annotation of a GenBank genome assembly. NCBI's taxonomy places the organism in Eukaryota, Metazoa, Arthropoda, Ostracoda, Podocopida, Darwinulidae.
CAAGUGGCUAAUUAUGAGCAUGCAUUGUCCAUCGCUUGUCAUCGCAAUGAGAAAAUAGAAUUUAGUGAUUUUACCUUGCCAAAACCCAAUGAAACAAGCACUCCGUGGACAUUUGUCAUCAUGCAAGUAUGGCGAGAGGGAACUAUUCAAGAAGUGACGGUAGAAGAAGAACUGAUCCACAAAUGUGGUCGUGAAAUGGAAAAUUCAGAUAAACAAAAGUGGUAUGAAGCUGAUGGAAAAGGUGGGGCUAAAGUAGUUAAAGGGCAGGAUUUGCAAAAUAGCUUAGUUAAUCAUGGAGAAGUGACGCAUGGGUAUCGAAUGCAUCGGGAAGAUUUGGUGAAAUUUGGUGGGCAUAAUUGGGACGAUACGAUUGGGAAGGUGGUGAAGGUAAAUAUUAAUCAUAAACUUAAGACAGGUGCAAGGUUUAUGCAUGAAAAAGCAGACGAGCAGCGCAUCAAUGGCACUAAAGCAAAUGCUUCUUCAGGCGCCUUGGUAGAAGAUGAAGAAAGACCAGGAAAUGCUCUAAGAAUUCAGAAG